GGAGCUCCCGGCGGCGGAGUUGGGGGCCGAACCCGCUUUGUCUGGGCCGGGCCUGGCUUCCUCCCCGGAGCCUGACAGCCGCGUGCGGCGAUCGCCGCUGCGGAGUCGCUGGUCCCGGGACAGGAGGUGAUGACUUCCUCCGAGGGUGGGGUCCUUGGGGACAGCUCCUGGGGGCGAACGGUGCACCCGGGCCGACGGGUGUUCUCCUGAAGCAAGCCCAGCCCGCCGUCGUGGAAAGAAGCGCCUUAGCAAGAGGGUUUGGAAGACUUUCCUCUAGGUGUGUUUCGUUUGGGUUAGUAUAUCCAGUAAGAGCCAAGCGGGGUCUUUGUAUGAAUAUGUCUCGGGGAGCAAAUGGAGACAAGUUCAUUAUCACGCGCCUCUCGGUUAUCGUACCUGUUUUUACAGAGAACUCUACAAAUUUAAGUGAUGAAAAUACAAAUUAAUAGCAAGCCAGUUACACUUGUUUUUCUAGUCCUAUGUAAGCCGGGAUCGUUUUCCUAUCUUUCUGGCCCUUUUCUGCGUGACCCCCACCACCCCGUGCCGUGAGAGAACUGCCGUGCGCGGCUGCCUCCAGUUUUCUUCCUAUUCUGGGUGAUUUUCACUGGACACGUGCACCUCUGGGAAAACACUCCCUGCCAGGCUGAGCCGCCAGAGAAGCUGCUGUUGGCUUCUGGUGUUUGUAAAAAGGGAAGUUAUUUGUUUUGAAGCUACCCCCGAUCAGAUUAAGUGCGUGUUUUCCAAAGUCCACUUCAGGCACUUAUAACGAGGUGUGCCUAAACCAGGGGGCACCCAAGUGACUUUGGUUGUAGAAAUACUAAUUUUUGGUUUGUUUUCUCUGUGUCAUGGUGAUAAAAUUAGGAGACUACGAAGCAUCCAGUUCAUUUUUUAAAAAAGUAUUUGCUGCAGAUAAGCCAGUUUUGGAAGCCCUAGGGACAUAGUGGUUAAGGGCUACCGCUGCUUACCGAAAGGUUGGCAGUUGGAACCUACCAGGCGCUCCUUGGAAACCCCAUGGGGCAGUUCUAUUCUGUCCUUUUGGGUGUUAUGCACUGGAAUCAACUCAGCGGUAAUGGGUUUGGAAAUCAAUUUCAGUUUGCAAUUAGUUUUACUUACAGAACAAAUUUAUUAAGCAAGAAGAAACUGCUUCCACAUUUUUGACUGCGUACAGGAAUUCACACUUUCUGUAAUCCUUGAACAGAUAAUGUCUGUUUUCACGGUUUGCAUUUUCUCAGAACAUCCAGCACAGAUUGAGGUAUUCUGUGACCCUUUAAAGGUUCCGGAAGCCCCACAUCUUGGAGGCAGAAGCUACAGUCUCCUAUAUUCAAAGCAAAACAGAGAUUUGGUCACCUUGACAGGUGAUUACGCUGACCUCAGGCAGGCUGAGCUGUGCCUGCCUUCCUCCACCGGCCCCCCCCCCCGCCCCCCACACACAAACGCACACAUGCUCUUUGUUCCAGUUAAUUCCCGAGUACAGUGCUUGAUGCUUCUCAGGGUGAUAACUCAGCUCUUUAAAGCACGGCUUCCAACCCUUGGAAGAAACCCUUCAAGCAGAUUUUUUCCAGUUCGAACUUCGGCUGAGAAUUUGCUUUUCCACCCCAGAUGUACUGAAUCAGAAUCUACAUUUUACCAAGAUUCCCAGAAUUCUGUCCAGCCUAUGAUUUGGAGUGUGAAUGGAGCUGGGAAGCAGAGCUACCGAAGCACAAAGUCCAAGACUGAACGCUUAGCCACGGAGCACCGAGUCACCAUGCGACCUGAGCUGCUCAUCAUUAACUGGACUGCCUCAUCCACAGAGCUGUAAAGUUGGACAUGCAGAGCAGCACUUCAUUAUAAAAUGAAAGUGUUCUGUAGGAGAUGGGACCCGAGCAAGACCUGGAAGCACAAGUGAUGCGAAAGGAUCAUGUUUUUGCUCUCAAGAUGAAAAGGAUCCUGUUUCUAAGCCCCGAGGCAAGCCCCCAGGACAUAAGGCUAUGUCGACACCACGAAGGAUUUCACAGUAGAACUCCUGGAAGGCAGUGAUGUGUGCCUGAAGAUGGUUUGCUCACCUGAGCUUCAUGUUUUCUUUCAGGAAGAUUUGUGGUUAGUCCUGUUUACCAAAACUCCUCAAAAGAUAGACUUUUUAUGAAAACCUGAAGAGUAUCUAUGUUUGGGGCACAAAUGAGUGUUUGGAUCAGCUUUGUACCAACCUCAUGCAUUAACAUGACGAAGCAGCAAGAAUAGCCAUGGUCCAUCAUGGAUAAUAGCCAGGACACUUGUCCAAAAGUGGACAGUGAGUUGGUUUCUGGUAAAAUAACUUUUAAAAUAGCAGUGGAAGAUGGUGAUCGGAUUCCCAGUCACAGUUUGGAGAGGAUGGAUUUGAGAAGUGAGCGAGGGCACCCGCAGCACACAGACAGCGGGGAUGAGCACCUGGAGGGCAGAGAGGCAGACUGUGCCUGCCCACCCCCCGGGAAGUACCUGCACUCCGACAACGAGAAUGACUAUGGCUCCUUGUUCUCACAGUACAGCAGCACCCUGUAUGAUGUCGCAAUGGAAGCUGUGACACAGAGCCUUCUCUCCAGCAGAACCAUAAACUCCAGGAAGAAAUCUCCAGCUUGGAAACACUUUUUUAUCUCUCCUCGAGAUAGUACUAAAGCAAUAUGUAUGUACUGUAUGAAAGAAUUUAGUCGAGGUAAAAAUGAAAAAGACUUAAGUACCAGUUGUCUCAUGAGACACGUGAAAAGAGCUCACCCUACUGUGCUCAUUCAGGAAAAUGGCAGCGCAUCCGGCAUGGCCUCCUUUUCUUCUCCUUCGCUUCUGCUCCCACCCCAGUCUGCAGAUGCAGGAGACCUAAGCACCAUACUCUCACCCAUAAAACUUGGCAAAACAGUUGCAUCUAAGAUACCAUCCCCUGAUCGAAUAACUGAGGAAUCUGUGUCUGUCGUUUCUUCUGAAGAAAUUUCAUCUGACAUGUCCAUUUCUGAGAAAUACAGCAAAGAUGAAGCCGUGGUGGGAUCAUCCCCACACUUGCCCAGUUUCAAUUAUGAUGAUACUGUGGAGAACAGCAUCGAAAAAAGCCUCACGGUUCCAAAGAGUACAUCAGGCUCCAGAAGAAGGUCUGCUGUCUGGAAACACUUCUAUCUGUCUCCUUUAGACAACUCCAAAGCUGUUUGCAUUCACUGUAUGAAUGAGUUCAGCAGAGGGAAGAAUGGAAAGGAUCUUGGGACAAGCUGUCUGAUCAGGCACAUGUGGAGGGCCCAUCGCUCCAUUGUCCUGCAGGAGAAUGGGGGUGGCACGGGCAUCCCACCCCUGUACUCCACCCGUCCCACUCUGGUGCCAUCUCUACAGCAUUCAGAUGGAGACUUCAAUUCCAGGUCGUCGUCUCCAGGGAAAGUAGUUGGAGAACCCACCUCAGCGUCCUCCUCUCCUGACAGGCUCCCUGAAGACGUCCAUUUUCAUUUUCAUCCUGGAGAAACGUUACUGGAGGAUGUGUCCCUGCUGUCGUCAUCUGAGGAUGUUGGCGAUGCGUCCAUGGUGUCUUCUCCUGAGAAGCAGGGUGACGGACCAAGUCCUCGGGUCUUUGAAUCUGGCACUGUGUUUCAGCAGAAUAAAAAGGUCAUGAAGAGACUUAAGUCAGAAGUCUGGCAUCAUUUUUCAUUAGCUCCCCUGGACAGUCUGAAGGCAGUGUGUAGAUACUGCAGCUGUGUCAUCAGUCGGGGGAAGAAGGGCGACGUGGGCACCAGCUGUCUGAUGAGGCAUCUCUACAGACGCCACCCUGAAGUUGUUGGGAACCAAAGGGGCUUCCUAAGCGCAAGUCUGGCCAAUUCCCCAUAUGCCACUCUGGCUUCUGCAGAAAGCGCCUCCAGAUUAACGGACUUGCCCACAAUGGUUUCAAAAGAUAAUCAGGUUAUAUUCCCUGUUAAUAGCAAAAAGACCUCAAAACUGUGGAAUCAUUUUUCUAUUUGUUCGGCAGACUCCACUAAAGUCGUGUGCUUGCACUGUGGACGAACGAUAAGCAGGGGAAAGAAGCCAACGAACUUGGGUACCAGUUGCCUUUUAAGACACUUACAGAGGUUUCAUGGCAACGUACUGAAAAGUGACGCCUCAGAGACAGCGUUGCCCUCUUCUCCAGAAAGGCACAUGCCACUGAGCACAGAGUUACCAGGUGCUUCAUCCCGUGACGACACCAGUGAAAAGUUCUGUGAUUCUCACCCAGUUGCCAAAAAAAUAACAAGUCUCAUAGCUGAAAUGAUUGCACUUGACCUUCAGCCAUAUUCUUUUGUAGACAAUGUUGGCUUUAACAGGCUGCUCGAAUACUUGAAACCUCAGUACUCUUUACCCUCACCGUCUUACUUCUCCAGGACAGCUAUUCCAGGUAUGUACGAUAAUGUGAAACAGAUCAUUCUGUCCCAUCUUAAGGAAGCUGAGAGUGGCGUGGUCCACUUCACAUCUGGGAUAUGGAUGAGUAACCAGACACGUGAGUACCUGACCCUGACAGCUCACUGGGUCACCUUUGCAUCGUCAGUCCGACCCCGCCGUGAAGACCACCAUUGCUCAGCACUCUUGGACGUGUCGCAGAUUGAUUGCGACUACGGUGGCAACAGCAUUCAGAAGCAGCUGGAAUAUUGGUGGGAAGCCUGGGUGACAUCCAUUGGCCUUCAGGUUGGCAUCACUGUGACUGACAACCCCAGCAUCGGGAAGACCUUGAACGAAGGGGAUCACUCGAGCGUGCAAUGCUUCAGCCACACGGUGAACCUCAUUGUGAAUGAGGCCAUCAAAAGUCAGAGGAUGGUUCAGAACUUACUGAGCAUUGCACGGAAGAUAUGUGAGCGGGUCCAUCGGUCGCCCAAAGCAAAAGAGAAACUAGCAGAGCUGCAGAAAGAAUACGAGUUGCCCCAGCACCAUCUGAUUCAAGACGUUCCAUCCAAAUGGAACACGUCAUUUCACAUGCUUGAAAGACUCAUUGAACAGAAAAGGGCCAUUAAUGAGAUGUCCAUCGAGUGUAACUUUAGGGAGCUGAUCAGUUGUGACCAGUGGGAAGUCAUGCAGUCCGUGUGCCAUGCGCUGAAACCCUUUGAUGCUGCAAGUCGGGAGAUGAGCACACACGUGUCUGCUCUCAGCCAGGUGAUUCCCAUGAUCCACAUCCUUAAUAGGAAAAUUGAGAUGCUGUUUGAGGAGACUAUGGGCAUUGACACCAUGCUGAAGUCUUUGAAGGAAGCCAUGGUGAGCCGCUUGUCCUCCACCCUCCACGAUCCAAGGUACGUUUUUGCUACGCUUUUGGACCCACGUUACAAAACCUCCUUAUUUACAGAAGAGGAGGCUGAGCAGUAUAAGCAAGAUUUAAUCAGGGAACUAGAAAUACUGAAUUCUACCUCAGAUGAUAAACCUGUUUCCAAUGGGUGUGGUGCAGGUUCGCCAUCUAAAGACUCUGUGGCAGAGGAAAACCUGUGGUCGCUCAUGGCCAAGAUGAAGAGAAAAGAUCUGAGAGAGAAGACAAAGUUGCCUGAAGACAUGGUGCUUGCCUACUUGGAGGAAGAGGUGCUUGAACACAGCUGUGAUCCGUUAACCUACUGGAACCUAAAGAAGUCAUCUUGGCCAGCCCUUUCGGCCCUGGCUGUCAGGUUUCUGGGCUGCCCCCCAAGUACCGUCCCUUCAGAAAGGCUGUUCAACACGUCCACUGAAAACAGUAGCUUUAGCCAAUCCAGGCUCAUGAUGGAACAUUUUGAAAAACUUAUCUUUUUGAAAGUGAAUCUUCCCUUAAUAUACUUUCAGUAUUGAAACUCUUGAUGAAGCCUCCAGGCUAAAAGAUACUGUUGCUUAUUAGGCAUUGGCUGUGUCUGCCACUGGGGCUGCCGACUCGCUCCAGUCGGGGCCAUGUAGGACAUCAGGUGAGGGACUCGCAGGUCCGAGUUGGAGUGUCACUGUCCAGCUUUCUACGUCAUGUCUACAUGUGCCUUACUCCUAGUUCUUCAGGCCAGAUGCUGUAGAUAACUUUUUUAAAGAACUUUACGAGAAAUAGCCUGUCUUGUCAAUUAUGAUGAUUAGGUUUAAUUCAUAACUGUAAAUUUUUUUUAAAGUUGAAGUUAAGUAAAUUGUUUUAAUAGAAUGGCAGAAAAGAUGUAAACAGUUCUGUUUUGUAGCCUUUUUAUUCAAUUAUGUGAAAACCAUAAAUCAAGUACUGUAUUUUAGUUAAGCAUUGCUUUAAUUGCAACAAAAUAGCUUUUGUGACUGUCAAAUGAAAUCUGUAUAUAAGAGGUGGAGUUCAAGCCAUCCUUUGGAAGCAGUUUUUAACUGCAAGCUCUUAAGUACUUAGAGGAUUACAGUGACUAUUAUGGAAGAUAACUGUUUACUAGUGCAGAGACAUUUGAAAACAAAAGUAAACUGAGAUGUAUUUUGGAGUCUCUGGUCCAUAGUAAUUUGUUCAAGAAAACUUUACCAUUUAUGUUUUAGCAUUCAGGUGUUUCAUCAUCAAUUAACUCAGAGAUACCCCAACUAUUUAUAAUGAAUUCCUUUGAAAUGUUAUCAGAGUUUGCAAGUUCACGUUUAUGGUUUAGCUGAUGCAUAAUAUGACAAGUUUACAGCAAAAGUUCAGUUAAUUAAAUCUCCAAACUUCUGAUUUAGUCUCAUCUAUGCUCUGAAGCUGUCUUUUAAAAACUGCAGAUUCCCAAUUUGAUCAAAUUAUGUAUAAAAUUCUUUUUAGAAGAGAUGCAGUAUUCAUAGGGAAGAAGACUGUUGCGUUACAGGUAUAAAACUAGCCUUAGGUGUUUAGGGUCUUCUUUUUUAAUAGGGAAGAUUCAGCCAUUUUUGGAGUAUUUUAGGAUCCCAAGGACAUCAGAAUGAAGUAGCAGUCAUCACAUUCUUUGAACAAUUUGUCGUCAGUGUUUUUUGCUUUCACAUAAAAAAGCGUUCAUUUUCUCAUUUCAAACCAGUUACAUAUUCUGAGUGGAACACAUCACUUAUCUAUGAUCUUUUAGAAAAUUUGUCAUUUUGUUAAAAUAUUGUACCUAUGCUUAAUCUAAAUUUGCAUUGACUAUGUUUUAGUGUAUUUAUAAAUGGUAAACUCAGUUUCUGAAAUUAAACUUUUUCUUUGCAAUUUUCUAGUGCUACAGGAUACUGGAUUUUUAUUUUUAGGGCAAUAAAACAGGCAUAAUCUUUGGGGACCAAUAUAUAAAAAGCAUUCAUGCAGCAACUUAAAUUUCAUCUUAAAGCCAGAUUUAAACAGUAGAGAAUGGGAGAUGUAGCUCUUACGAUAAUAUCACUGAUGACGGAGUGAUGAUGAGACCUUUGAGGCACUGCAUUUGCCAGGAGUGGUGGUAAAAAUGUGGCAGCAGAAAGCACGGGCCUGGUGAGUACCACUGGGAUUCAUUUCCUGGGGCUGCCACAGUAAAUCACCACAGAGUGGGUAGCUUAAAACAACAGAUAUUACUCUUGCAGUUCUGGAGGCCAGAAAUCAGAAAUUAAGGUAUAGGUAGGGUUGCCUCCCUCCAAAGUCUCUAGGGGAGAAUCUGCUCUAUUCUUCUAAUUUUUGGUGGUUCCUGGCAGUCCUUGGUGUUCCUGGCUCAUAGACUUAUCACUCUAGUUUCUGCCUCCAUACCCACAUGGUCUUUCCCUCCCUGUGUCCCUGUGUUGUCUCCUUUUCUGUCUCUUUUAAGGAUACUUGUCACUGGAUUUAGGGUGCUCCCAUGAGCUAUGAGGGGCCACUCACAGCUCUGCUGCUCCCCAGAAUGUGACAACUUGCCAGCCUCGGGACCUACCACCCAGUGUUUCCUCAGUUUGGUACUUCAUGGUCCUGCUUCCCAACAGAGGGAGAGUUGGCCAACCCCUUCAUGGUCACUGGACAUCCCUGGUCCAGUAGCUGCAGGUGCAGGGAAGGAGGGUGGAGUUACGUGGUCCACAAUCUCUGCCUUACCAGGGGCUCUGGCCCAAGCACCCUUGGCCUAGAAGGGGCUGUGGACAGGAUAGGAGUGAGUGACGAUUCUUGCUCAACUAUGUCCUGUUGGUCUUAGAGUUGUAUUUGGAGUGGUGACAUUCUUAUAUUUGGGGAUAUUUUCCUUCAUGGAUUUUCCCUCUAAAACAAGUCAGCAUAAACUAACUCUAGCAGAAUUGUAUUCAGUCAUUCAUUCAACAGUGCCUUUCUCCAGGGACUGACUUUGGUCCAAGGGGUAAAGCAGUAAUUAAAGUAGGCACAGUCUGUGUUCUUACAGAGCCCAUACUCUAGAUCAGAGGUUGGCAAACCAUAGCCAACCUCUAUAGUGAAGUUUCUUGGAACAUAGCUAUGGCCGUGUAUUACAUUAGGCAAAUAUGCUGCACAAGACCUUUUUAAAGUGUUAAAAGAUGUCACUUUGAGAACUAACAUGCAUGUCUUAGGCUGGAUUCUCUAGUUUAGCAAAGAGAGAGGCUUAUCUCAAUGAAAUGGCUUAUACAGUAGUAGAGGCUGGCAAGUCCCAUGUCCAUGGGUCAGGCAUCAGGCCAGAGGCUUUGAAUUCACAUAAUCUAGGAAAAUUGGAAAUUGUCAAAAAAGAAAUGGAAUGCAUAAACGUCAAUGUCCUAGGCAUUAGUGAGCUGAAAUGGACUGAUAUUGGCCAUUUUGAAUUGGACAAUCAUAUAGUCUACUAUGCUGGGAAUGAUGACUCGAAGAGGAAUGGUGUUGCAUUCAUCGUCAAAAAGAACAUUUCGAGAUCUAUCCUGAAGUACAACGCUGUCAGUGAUAGGAUAAUAUCCAUACGCCUACAAGGAAGACCAGUUAAUAGGACUAUUAUUCAAAUUUACACACCAACCACUCGGACCAAAGAUGAAGAAACAGAAGAUUUUUCUCAGCUCCUGCAGUCUGAAAUUGAUCAAACAUGCAAUCAAGAUGCAUUGAUAAUUACUGGCGAUGGGAAUGCAAAAGUUGGAAACAAAGAAGGAUCAGUAGUUGGAAAAUAUGGCCUUGGUGAUAGAAACAAUGCCGGAGAUCGAAUGAUAGAAUUUUGCAAGACCAACAACUUCUUCAUUGCAAAUACCUUCUUUCACCAACAUAAAUGGCGACUGUACACAUGGACCUCGCCAGAUGGAACACAUAGAAAUCAAGUUGACUACACCUGUGGAAAGAGACAAUGGAAAAGCUCAAUAUCAUCAGUCAGAACAAGGCCAGGGGCCAACUGUGGAACGGACCAUCAAUUGCUCAUAUGCAAGCUGAAACUGAAGAAAAUCAGAGCAAGUCCACGAGAGCCAAAACAUGACCUUGAGUAUAUCCCACAUGAAUUUAGAGACCAUCUCAAGAAUAGAUUUGACGCAUUGAACACUAGUGACUGAAGACCAGACGAGUUGUGGAAUGACAUCAAGGACAUCACCCAUGAAGAAAUCAAGAGGUCAUUGAAAAGACAGGAAAGAAAGAAAAGACCAAGGUGGGUGUCAGCAGAGACUCUGAAACUUGUUCUUGAGCGUCGAGCAGCUAAAACAAAAGGAAGAAUUCAUGAAGUAAAAGAACUGAACAGAAGAUUUUAAAGGGCCUCUCGAGAAGACAAAGUAUUAUAAUGACACGUGCAAAGAGCUGGAUAUGGAAAACCAAAAGGGAAGAACACGCUUGGCGUUUCUCAAGCUGAAAGAACUGAAGAAAAAAUUCAAGCCUCAAGUUGCAAUAGUGAAGGAUCCCACGGGGGAAAUAUUGAAUGAUGCAGGAAGCAUCAAAAGAAGAUGGAAGGAAUACACAGAGUCAUUAUACCAAAAAGAAUUAGUCAAUAUUCAACCAUUUCAAGAGGUGGCAUAUGAUCAGGAACUGAUGGUACUGAAGGAAAAAGUCCAAGGACAUCAUGCUCGUCAGAGUACAGGGUCAGCGGAAAAGAGGAAGACCCUCAAUGAGGUGGAUUGACACAGUGGCUGCAACAAUGAGCUCAAGCAUAACAAUGAUUGUAAGGAUGGCGCAGGACCGGGCAGUGUUUCGUUCUUUUGUGCAUAGGGUGGCUAUGAGUCAGAACUGACUUGACAGCACCUAACAACAACAACAACAAAUGCAGGGGAUGAUGGAUCCAAGAUUGGCAGGCAAUACAGCAGCAUGCCAGAUAAAGUCCCAAGAACCGGACGUCAGAUGAUGAUGAACCAGAUGCAGGAUCUAGAGGAAGCAAAAGACAGCUUUGCCAAAACAUCCAUAUAUAUUGAAUUCUGGUCAUACCCCUCAGGAGCCCCCCUUACAACUGAUUGGCUCAUCACAUCAGAUCACAUCAUGGAGGUGAUUACAUUACAUCACAAAAUGGAAGAUAACUGCAUCAUUACCUAACUGCCAAAUUACAUCAUUUCAUAACUGCCAAACUACGUUACUACCUAACUGCCAAAGCACUGAGUAUCAUGGCGCAGUCAACAUGCAACCUUAACCGUCAGAGUCCACCCCUUGUCAAUUUGGUACUGUACACAUCUCAUUAAACCAUACACAAUCUCUAAAUUAAGGCAAUUCCAAAGUCAUACUUAAUGCCUAACAUAAUACAACUAACGUGUACAACAAAAAAUACGCUAGCCCUGUUUAUAUUUUGUAAGUGAAGAAAAAUAUUUGAUGCACUUAUAUAAGGUAGGAGUACUGAUAACAAUUACAGUCCUGUUUUCUGCAACUGAUCAUGUGAUCAUAACUGGUAUUUAGAACUACUUUCUUCCACCAUCCGUUCAUAUUCCCUUUCCCCUCAGGCGCCUCAGCUGGCCGCAGUUCUUUGCCUGGUGUGGUGACACCUUCAUUCCUGAAGAGUCUUGGCCAUUAGUAGCAUGUUGGAAUUGGAUUGCUCUAGCCUUUCAUUGAAUUUAAUCACAUACCGUAGUAGUACUAAGAGACAUCCUAAGGGAUCUCCUGUAUUCCAGACAUACUCUCCUUUACCUCCAUUAUAUAGUAUCAGUCUGAUUUCCUUUUGGUGAUCAGGAUCAAUCAUACCAGCCACUAUGGUAACUUCUUUAUUUGCCUUUUGAUACAGAGGCAUAAGUCCACAAAUAGCAUUCUUAACUUCCAGUUCAGUGGAAUCAGUGAUGUGUCUCCAGGUGGCAGCAUUUCUCUAGGCCCAUACAGCAUAGGGUAGAAGAGACAGGAAGCAAAAAUUUUGUGAAUGGGUCACUAGGGGUGAUAGUGAAUGGUGCCACUUCCAUUUCCAUCCCUUGAUUCCUGGACCCAUGAAUCCUGACUAUGGGAGAAACAGCACCAUAUAUUGGAAGCAGGUUUGAAGCAUAUACAGCCUCUUGGAGAACCUUGUCCCAACCCUAUAAGGUACUGGCACUAACUGGUACUGUAGUUGUGUCUUUAGAAGGCCGUUACAUCAUUCUUACCAAGCCAGCUGCUUUAGGAUAAUGGAGAACAUGGUAAAACCAGUAAAUUCCAUGAGCAUGGGCCCAUGAUCUGAGGCAAUGGUGUGUGGAAUACCUUGAUGGAGGAUAAGGCAUUCUGUGAGUCCCUGGAUGGUAGUUUGGCAGAUGUGUUUUCAUGCAGAGAAGGCAAAUCCACAUCAGAGUAAGUGUAUUUGCAGUAAGAACAAAACACCCUUUCCACAAUGGAAGUGGUCCACUGUAAUCAACCUGCCUUUAGGUUGCUGGCAAAUCACCUUGAGAUGGUGCCAUAUUGUGUCCUCAGUGUUGGUCUCAGCUGCUGGCAGAUUGAGCACUCAGCAAUGGCUGUAGCCAAGUUGGCCUUGAUGAGUGUAAGUCCAUGUGGCUGAACCUAUGCAUAACCUCCAUCCCUGCCACCAUGGCCACUUCGUGAGCCCACUGGGCAAUUACUGGAGUGGCUAGGGAAAGAGGAUGACUGCAUUCCACAGAAUGUAUCAUUCUAUCCACUUAAAUCUUAAAAUCCUCUUCUGUUGAGGUCACCCUUUGGUGAGCACUCACAUAAGACAAAUACCUUCACUUUGGCCUAUUCUGAGAGGUCUGUCCACAUACCUCUUCCCCAUACAUCCUUGUAUCCAAUUUUCCAGUCACAUUCCUAGCGUCACUGUGAGUCAGAAUCGACUCGACAGCAGUGGGUUUUUUUGUUUUUGUAUUUUUUGGCCGGGGGGGGGGGAUUUGGGGGGAGAUGGUUCCUUCCAAAUUCCUGACCAUCCAGCCAAACCAUUGGCCACAACCCGUGAAUCAUUAUACAGUUGUAUAUCUGGCUAUUUUUCCUUCCAAGCAAAGGGAAAAACCAAGUGCAUUGCUCGAAGUUCUGCCCACUCAGAGGAGUUCCCUUCACCACUGUCCUCAGGAGAUCCCACAAAGGGGCUGCAGUGCUGCCACUUUGAAGUAGCACCUGCAUAUGACACAUUUUCUCUCCAUGAGGCCAUAGGUGCAAAAUGGGAGAGGGCAGGAAUGUGACAGGAGUGGAAACCACGGGUGUUUGGGCCAUUUCCUCAUGCAACUUGUGCCUUCAGGUCCAGCUCAGAUGUAUACGAUCUUGUAUAUACCACUUUCAUUUAAUGAUGGAAUGCUGCUGUGCAUCUCUGACCUUAUGGGUCUGUGGGUCAGACAACACCCAGUUCUUGUGGGCAGCUAAGGCCAUAUGAUGAUUUGGUGGCCCGUGGUUAUGUGUUCAGUUUCUACUAAGGACCAGUAACAACCCAAAAGCUGUUUCUCAAAAGGAGGGUAGUUACCUGCAUAGAAUGGCAAGGCUUUACAUCCGAAUCUUUAGGGUCUGCGCUGUGAUUCAUCAAUAGGGGCCUGCCAAGGGCACAAAACAAUAUCUCAAUCUGCCACUGACACUUCAAGCACCAUUCGAUCAGCCAGAUCUUAUGGCCCAAGUGGCACACUGGCUUGCAAAGCUGCUAGAACCUGUUGCAGAGCGUUGUCUUGUUCUGAGCCUCACUCAAAUUUAGCAGCUUUUCAAGUCACUUGAUAAAUAGGUUGGAGUAGCACACAGAAUGAGGGGUAUGUUGCUUCCAAAAUCCACAGAGGUCCACCAGGCAUUGUGCGUCCCUUUUAAUGGUAGUAGGGGCCAGAUCCAAUAAUUUACCCUUCACCUUAGAAGGAAUAUCUUGAAAUGCCCCACACCACUGGACCCCUAGGAAUGUCACUGAGGUGGAGACACUGACCUGUUUCCAUUGAGUCAAUUCCAACUCAUAGUGACCUUGUAGGACACAGUAAAACUGUCCCAUAGGGUUUCCAAGGAGCAGCUGAUAGAUUCGAAUUGCCAACCUUUUGGUUAGCAGCCUGAGCUCUUAAGCACAGCUUCACCAGGGUGCCUGGAUUUUUGUUGGGUUUAAUUUCCCACGAUCUAGCCUGCAAAUGCAUUUCCAGUAAGUCCAGAGUCACUGGCACUUCUUCCUAGGUCCAAUCAGCAUAAUGUCAUCAAUGUAAGGGACCAGCGUGAUGUUUUGUGGAAAGAAAGGCCAUCAAGGCCCCUGGGAAGUAAAUUAAGACAUAGGGCUGGAGAGGUGAUAUACCCAUGAGGUAUGAUAGUGAAGGUUUAUUGCUCUUGCCAGCUGAAGGCAAACUGCUUCUGGUACUAUUUUGAAAACAGCUAUGGAGAAAAAGGCAUUGGCCGGUUCAGUAGCUGCACUCCAGGUACCAGAUGGAUUAAUUUGCUCCAGCAGUGAAACCACAUCUGGAACAGCAGCUGCAGUUGGAGUCACCACCUGACUGAAUGCUUGAUAACCCACUUGUCAGUCUCCAAGAGCCAUCUGCCUUUUGCACAGGCCAAAUAGGUGAGUUGAAUGGGGAUGUGGUGGGAAUCACCACCCUUGCAUGCUUCGAGUCUUUGAUUGUUGUUAGGUGCCGUCGAGUCGGUUCCAACUCGUAGUGACCCUAUGCACAACAGAACGAAACACUGCCUGGUCCUGCGCCAUCCUUACAAUCGUUGUUAUGCUUGAGCCCAUUGUUGCAGCUACUGUGUCAAUCCAUCUCGUUGAGGGUCUUCCUCUUUUCUGCUGACCCUGUACUUUGCCAAGCAUGAUGUCCUUCUCCAGGGACAGAUCCCUCCUGAUAACAAGUCCAAAGUAUGUAAGAUGCAGUCUCGCCAUCCUUGCCCCUAAGGAGCAUUCUGGUUGUACUUCUUCCAAAACAGAUUGUUCAUUCUUUUGGCAGUCCAUGGUAUAUUCAAUAUUCUUUGCCAACACAAUUCAAAGGCGUCAAUUCUCUUUUGGUCUUAUUGUCCAGCUUUCACACGCAUAUGAUGUGAUUGAAAAUACCAUGGCUUGGGUCAGGCACACUUUAGUCUUCAAGGCCUUGAUGGUGGCAGUUAUCUCUGCAAUCCCUCCAGGAAUGUGGUAUUGCUUUUAGUUUACUAUUUUCCUAGGCAUGGGCAGUUCUAAUGGCUUCCACUCAGCUUUUUCUACCACACUAGCCCUUACUCCACUUGCCAGACAUCCAGUGUGGGGUUCUACCAGUUGCAGAGCGUAUCUGUUUCAAUUAAUCUUUCUGGAACUGGGGAAGUCACUGCAGGCUUGGUUCUGGGAACCACUGGAUCCACGGUGAGAUGAACCUGAUCUAAGACUCCAUCAAUAACCUGAUGUCCAUAUGCACCCACUUUGACAGCUGGUACACAAUGACAUUUGGGGUCUCCUGAAAUUAGUUCAGAGCCAGUAUCCAGUAAACCCCAAAAGUGUGAUUUUUUCCUUUUACCAAAUGAACAGUCAUUUUUGUAAAAGGCCGCAGAUCUCUGGGGAAGAGUGGGAGAAAGAUUAACGGUAUAAACUUUUGGCGGUGGGGUCCUUCCUCAAGGGCACCCAACCUCUCCUUCCUUCGAGGGGCUGUGGGUGUGUAAACUGGCUCAAGUCUGGGAAUUGAUUGAGGGGCCGUGACUCUCUAGUCUGGCGAUUUGAGUUAAACUGCCAUUCACUUGAUCUAGAAUCCUACUUACACAGAUCAAGUAAAUAUUUCACUUCUAGAGACACCAUGACUAAGUAGCCAACUCCAUAAGUCCAUACUAGGCAGACUAUUCUGAUUACUGCUUUGACUCUACUGUCUAUUGUGGUAACCAAGCCUAUCUCGUCUUGGUCAAUCAAGUGUUGCCACUUGGCCUACCUUCAUGGGGUCCAAUCAGCCUAUUGUAAUCAGGUGUCUUAAUUCAGUUAGGGCAGUUCCCUCUGUCAAAUCUGACUUACAUAAAAUAGCAAUCACAGCAGCCUUCAGGGAUGCUGGGGCUGUCUUCACAAAUUUGUUCCUCACUGUUGAGGUAAAAGGUGUGAGUGAUGGUUAAGAUAGUGUGUCAGCUUGGCUGGGCCAUGAUUCUCAGUGUUUUGGUAGUCAUAUAAUGCGAUCACUUCCCUGUUGAAAUUUGGUAUGUGAUUACCCCCAUGAUACGGUCUGCUGAGAGUAGCCAAUCAGUUGAAAGCGAGUUUCCAUGGACAUGUGGCCUGCAUCUGAUUAUCAGCUGACAUUCUGGCUUUGCCUGUUCUUGGUCCUGCAUCUGGCUCCUCUUCGUCUGACCUCUAGUUCUUGGACUUGAGCUAGCAGCUUACCUCCAGUCUUGCUUGCUGAUCUUGGGAUUUGUUGAUCUUCAAAGCCUGUGAGCAAGAGGCCUGCUCUCUGACCUGCCAGUCUUGUGUUUACCAGCCCUUUCUGCUACGUAAAUCAGGAGAAGGUUCUAUUCUGAUCCAUGGACUUGGAAUGUUCCAGCCUCUACAAUUUUACGCGCCACUUCCUUGAGAUAUGUGUGUGUGUUAAAAAGAAAAGAUGUCACUUUGAGGACUAAGGUGCGCCUGACCCAAGCCAUGGUAUUUUCAAUCACCUCAUAUGCAUUCAAAAGCUGGGCAAUGAAUAAGGAAGAUCAGGAAAUAGUUGAUGCCUUUGGAUUAUGGUGCUGGCAAAGAAUACUGCAUAUACACAUGGACUGCCAGAAGAACAAAUUUGUCUUAGAAAAAGUACAGCCUGAAUUCUCCUUAGAAGCAAGUAUUUUGUUGUUGAGAAUACACACAGCAAAACAUAUAUACCAAUUCAACAGUUUCUACAUGUGCCAUUUAGUGACAUUGAUUACAUUGUUCAAAUUAUGCAAUCAUUUCUCGCUUUUCUGAUUUGUUUGCCAUUUCCUUUUGCUAUUUCCCGAUCAUUCGAUUUUUUGCCCAUGUUGUUGUUAGGUGCCGUCGAGUUGAUUCCAACUCAUAACAACCCCAUGUACAACAGAAUGAAACACUGGCUGGUCCUGCGCCAUCCUCACAAUCGAUGCUAUGCUUGAGCCCAUUGUUCCAGUCACUGUGUCAAUCCCUCUUAUUAAGGACUUUCUUCUUUUCCACUGACCCUGUACUUUACCAAGCAUAAUGUCCUUCUCCAGGGACUGAUUCCUCCUGACAACAUGUCCAAAGUAUGUAAGAUGCAGUCUUGCCAUCCUUGCUUGUAAGGAGCAUUCUGAUUGUACUUCUUCCAAGACAGAUUUGUUCUUUUGGCAGUCCGUGGUAUAUUCGAUAUUCUUCGCCAGUACCACAAUUCAAAGGUGUCAAUUCUUCGGUCUUCCUUAUUAAUUGUCCAGC
Molecule: messenger RNA, 16349 nt
Organism: Loxodonta africana (African savanna elephant)
Lineage: Eukaryota; Metazoa; Chordata; Mammalia; Proboscidea; Elephantidae
Gene: ZBED4
Product: zinc finger BED-type containing 4
Exons: 4
Coding region: 2227-5748 (1173 amino acids)
Molecular function (GO): protein dimerization activity; DNA binding
Source: RefSeq, a predicted model, not a curated record